Dipodomys ordii (Ord's kangaroo rat) is the source of this 487-nucleotide messenger RNA. Its product is annotated as spectrin alpha chain, erythrocytic 1-like. Gene Ontology annotation, biological process: actin cytoskeleton organization. Gene Ontology annotation, cellular component: cortical actin cytoskeleton; cell junction; cell projection. Lineage: Eukaryota; Metazoa; Chordata; Mammalia; Rodentia; Heteromyidae. Gene Ontology annotation, molecular function: actin filament binding. The transcript is spliced from 4 exons. The annotation marks the transcript as partial. The record is from RefSeq and is a predicted model, not a curated record.
GUACCAUCGAUUCUUGUCUGACUAUGAUGAGCUCUCCGGCUGGAUGAAUGAGAAAACUGCACUCAUCAAUGCUGAUGAAUUGCCAACAGAUGUGGCCAGUGGGGAAGCCCUAUUAGCCAGGCACCAGCAGCAUAAGCAUGAGAUCGACUCUUAUGACGACCGAUUUCAAUCGGCUGAUGCAACUGGUCAAGAAUUGCUGGACGGCAAUCACGAUGCUUCUGAUGAAAUUAAAGAAAAGAUGACAGCCCUUGCCAAUGCCUGGGCUGCUCUGCUGGAGCUGUGGGACAGGCGUCAGCAUCAGUACCAGCAGUGCUUGGAUUUUCACCUCUUCUCUCGAGACAGUGAGCAAGUGGACAGUUGGAUGAGCAGACAAGAGGCCUUCCUGGACAAUGAAGAUCUGGGAAACUCACUGGGCAGUGUUGAAGCCCUUCUUCAGAAGCAUGAUGACUUUGAAGAAGCCUUUACUGCCCAGGAAGAGAAGAUCAUA